Molecule: messenger RNA, 471 nt
Organism: Dracunculus medinensis (Guinea worm)
Lineage: Eukaryota; Metazoa; Nematoda; Chromadorea; Rhabditida; Dracunculidae
Source: the annotation of a GenBank genome assembly
AUGUUAAUAAUUACAAUAGAAAAUUCCGAUGAUAUGAGUGGUGGGUGUCUCUCUCCUGCUUCUCGAAUACGUAUUGCUGCUGACGUGCAUCGACACAGUACCAGUGAUGAUGAUAGCGGAUGUAUAUUAGAAGAAUAUUCAUGGGUUCCAAGUGGAAUCAAGCCUGAUAUGAUUCAUAUGUAUUUCGCGUGUCUGCCGGAGGAUAAAAUACCUUACGUUAAUUCAACAGGUGAAAAAUGGCGUUUGAGACAAUUACAGUAUCAGUUACCACCUCAAGACUCUGAUCAUCGUUACUGUUUUAAAUUAUACCCAGAAGAAGAACGUGAAUGGAAGGAAUUUGAACAGAGAAGGAAACGUGAAUGUCUUGGACGGGGAAUUAUUAAACAGUUACCCUAUGAUAACAAACGUCGACAUUGUCAUCAGGUAUUUUCUUCAUUUUGUUCUGAUAUCUUUUUACUCUUAUCAUUCUAA